GCGGAGGCGAGCUCGAAGCGGGCAUUUUGCCUCACCUGAGCGACCAGCACGGAAAGAGCUCGUCAAGGUAUCACAGAGCUGCCGCACAACAAUCGCUGCGGGUCAACGCGCCGCGGCAGACGCCCCAGCCCCUCCUAAGAGUGCAUACCCAGCUAAAAGCAAACCAUGUCCUUCUCCCGCGAGGCGCGCCUCUCCGGCGUUAGGGGGGGCAAGAGCGAGUUCAACUGGCAGGACGUGAAGGACGGCAAGCACGGCCGCCGCGACGACUAUUUGGGGGCCUGCAUGAAGGCGAGCGUCAAUGGCCGACGAGACAAAGACCGGGACUUCUUCUGGUACAACAAGACGACGGAUACGCUGGGACGGGGCAUGGACCGGAACCCCGAACUCGUGAAGGCGGCGCGGCGGCUCGAGGUCCUGGAGCGACGCAAAGCGGACGCGGCGGCGCUCGCGGACGCGCUGGGCGAGACGGCCGAGACGCGGCGCCGCGCGGCGGAGCUGGAUUUGGAGGCGUCGGAGCUGCGGAGUCUAUUGGAGCGGGGCGGGACGGAGCGCGACCAGAUCCUGAGCACGGAGCGCGUCGCCGGCCUGGGGGCCGCGCCCGCCCGGCGCCACGCGGACGCGUCGGCGCGCGUCGUCGCGGAGGAGCAGCGCCAGGCCGACGAGAAGCGCAAGCGCGACCUCGUCGAGGCCGACGCGGCGCGGCGCGCGUGCCGCGACCCGCGGCGCCUCGACGGCCCGACGAACGACGGCGGCUUCCUCACGGCGGACGGGAGCGGCGUCGCGCUCGACCUCCGCGCGGCCAAGCGCGCGCGCAAGGAGGAAAAAAAGGCGCGCAAGGUCGAGAAGAAGCGGCGGAAGAAGGAGAAGAAGGCCGCGAAACGUGCGCGGCGGGCCCGGUCGUCGUCGAGCGACUCUUGAGCGCGCGCGUAACUGUCUUUCCUGUG
Messenger RNA from Pelagomonas calceolata, 944 nucleotides. The record is from the annotation of a GenBank genome assembly. Lineage: Eukaryota; Pelagophyceae; Pelagomonadales; Pelagomonadaceae.